AUGAAAUUAUUAAUCCUUAUAUGCAUCUUGGUUGGAUUAUUUCACAGUAGUACAGGCACACGUUGUGUUUGUAAAUGUUGUACGACUGAUGGUUGUGAUUCUUCCACGGCUACACCACAAUCAUUUGAUUUAGCUGGUGUCUGUAGUGCUCUAACAUGCAAUCGUCUGUCAUGUUCAACUCAGUUUAAAACUUGUCCAAUACCAACAUCUGCUGGGCAUGUUGAUACAAAAUGUGGUGGGCCAGGCAUGGCUUCUGCAACAACUCACAUUUCAGUUAUGACCUUGAGUGCAGUUUUAAUUGGAACAUUUAUGAAAUGGAAUGUAUAUUAG
Messenger RNA from Rotaria sp. Silwood2, 330 nucleotides. The record is from the annotation of a GenBank genome assembly. Lineage: Eukaryota; Metazoa; Rotifera; Eurotatoria; Philodinida; Philodinidae.